Molecule: messenger RNA, 1485 nt
Organism: Dichotomopilus funicola
Lineage: Eukaryota; Fungi; Ascomycota; Sordariomycetes; Sordariales; Chaetomiaceae
Product: rab-GTPase-TBC domain-containing protein
Exons: 3
Coding region: 1-1485 (494 amino acids)
Biological process (GO): activation of GTPase activity; negative regulation of septation initiation signaling
Cellular component (GO): mitotic spindle pole body
Molecular function (GO): GTPase activator activity
Source: RefSeq, a predicted model, not a curated record
AUGACUCUGCGAAAUCUGAAUCAAUUCGACGGCGUGCCCAGUCCCACCCGGGAGCCCCUUGCUCCGCCAGGGGCUUUUCCGUCGGCGGUGCAGCUCCACCCUCCACCUUCGCCCAGCAACCAUCGAACGCUCAGAAGACUGCAGUCGGCUCAUAGUUUGGGCGCGAAGGCCGCGGCCCCGCCGUCCCUGAUUUCGCAACAGAGAGUGCAACAGCAGCAGCAACGACAACGGCAACAGCAACAACCCCAACAACAACUGUCGUUUCAAAAUUUGAAUCAACACCUCCAACAACGAUACCCUCCUGCCCCGGCAAGGAAUCAUGCGAACACCAAUCGCUCACCGCAAAGAGGACGGUCAAACAGCGACGCACCACCCAUUCCCAAUACUGCCCUUCUCAAUCCAGCAACUAUGACGGCGACAACGGCAACACGACGUUCAGCACUUGGCCGGCGGUCCCUCGCGGCCGACGCAAUGUCACUCGAAAAACUUAUCCGAGAAGGCCCCCCCGACGGCGAUAUUGAGGUCGGCCAGGAACUAACAAGUCCGUCCACACAGUCUUCGCUUCGGAUCUACGUCUGGCUCAUUUUACUCAACGCACCGAUGCUUGAAACCGACAACUACCUCGCCCUUAUCCACCGCGGCGCGUCACCAGCCUACUCAAAAAUCCGCAACGACACCUUUCGCACACUAUCCACCGACCCCCUCUUCCGACGCCGCGUGAGCGAAGCGAGCUUGAUACGUUUGCUCAACGCCUUUGCCUGGACGUUGUACGAUGCCCGCGGGGAGCGGACUCGUGACCCAAGCGUGGCCAGCAGCAGCCGAAAAUCGCUUGAUCAGUCAAGCAGCCGGCCGGGAACUGGCUACGGGAGCGACUUUGGUAGCCCUGCUUCGUCACCCGCCGCAAAGAGAGCACGCGCUCUCACGCUGACGACCGAGGGCUCCGUCACAAGCGUCACGACAGAGCCAGGCACCUACGUCCAAGGCAUGAACGUUUUGGCUGCUCCCUUUCUGUAUGCCGCUCGUAGCGAGGCCGAGGCAUAUGUCGCCUUUCAUCAAUUGAUGACGAAGGAAUGCCCGGGCUACAUUCGCGGUGCGAUGGACGGGGUACACAAAGGACUGGCGCUUCUUGACAAGGUGCUGGCUAUCGUCGACCCCAAACUCAGUUUCCACCUGCUCUCCAAGAAUCUAUCCGCCGAGAUCUACGCCUUCCCUUCCGUUCUCACCCUCUGUGCCUGUACGCCUCCUUUACCUGAGGUGCUACGGCUUUGGGAUUUCCUUUUCGCGUACGGUCCGCAUCUCAAUAUCCUAUGCAUUGUCGCUCAGCUAGUCAUGAUUCGCACUGAGAUCAUGGAGUCACCUAGCCCGAACAAACUUCUUCGGUCGUUCCCCGCUCUGCAGGCAGAUCGAAUCAAAGCUACCACCCUCGCCGUUACCAAGAUGAUACCCGACGACGUCUACGCCGAAAUUGUUGCUCAUGCUCGAUAA